CGUUCCUGUUAACCUGUCCGCUGCAAUUGGCACGGAUUUGGCCUUCACUGGUAGCCUGGUAACAUACACUCCCAGGUCUUUCUCUGCCUCUGUGGUGGAUAGUGGAGUGUUUCCCAUGUGGUAUUGGUGUGCUGGAUAUCCCUUCACUGGUAGCCUGGUAACAUACACUCCCAGGUCUUUCUCUGCCUCUGUGGUGGAUAGUGGAGUGUUUCCCAUGUGGUAUUGGUGUGCUGGAUAUCCCUUCACUGGUAGCCUGGUAACAUACACUCCCAGGUCUUUCUCUGCCUCUGUGGUGGAUAGUGGAGUGUUUCCCAUGUGGUAUUGGUAUGCUGGAUAUCCCUUCACUGGUAGCCUGGUAACAUACACUCCCAGGUCUUUCUCUGCCUCUGUGGUGGAUAGUGGAGUGUUUCCCAUGUGGUAUUGGUGUGCUGGAUAUCCCUUCACUGGUAGCCUGGUAACAUACACUCCCAGGUCUUUCUCUGCCUCUGUGGUGGAUGGUGGAGUGUUUCCCAUGUGGUAUUGGUGUGCUGGAUACCCUUUCACUGGUAGCCUGGUAACAUACACUCCCAGGUCUUUCUCUGCCUCUGUGGUGGAUAGUGGAGUGUUUCCCAUGUGGUAUUGGUGUGCUGGAUAUCCCUUCACUGGUAGCCUGGUAACAUACACUCCCAGGUCUUUCUCUGCCUCUGGUGGAUAGUGGAGUGUUUCCCAUGUGGUAUUGGUGUGCUGGAUAUCCCUUCACUGGUAGCCUGGUAACAUACACUCCCAGGUCUUUCUCUGCCUCUGUGGUGGAUAGUGGAGUGUUUCCCAUGUGGUAUUGGUGUGCUGGAUAUCCCUUCACUGGUAGCCUGGUAACAUACACUCCCAGGUCUUUCUCUGCCUCUGUGGUGGAUAGUGGAGUGUUUCCCAUGUGGUAUUGGUGUGCUGGAUAUCCCUUCACUGGUAGCCUGGUAACAUAUACUCCCAGGUCUUUCUCUGCCUCUGUGGUGGAUAGUGGAGUGUUUCCCAUGUGGUAUUGGUGUGCUGGAUAUCCCUUCACUGGUAGCCUGGUAACAUACACUCCCAGGUCUUUCUCUGCCUCUGUGAUGGAUAGUGGAGUGUUUCCCAUGUGGUAUUGGUGUGCUGGAUAUCCCUUCACUGGUAGCCUGGUAACACACACUCCCAGGUCUUUCUCUGCCUCUGUGGUGGAUAGUGGAGUGUUUCCCAUGUGGUAUUGGUGUGCUGGAUAUCCCUUCACUGGUAGCCUGGUAACAUACACUCCCAGGUCUUUCUCUGCCUCUGUGGUGGAUAGUGGAGUGUUUCCCAUGUGGUAUUGGUGUGCUGGAUAUCCCUUCACUGGUAGCCUGGUAACAUAUACUCCCAGGUCUUUCUCUGCCUCUGUGAUGGAUAGUGGAGUGUUUCCCAUGUGGUAUUGGUGUGCUGGAUAUCCCUUCACUGGUAGCCUGGUAACAUACACUCCCAGGUCUUUCUCUGCCUCUGUGGUGGAUAGUGGAGUGUUUCCCAUGUGGUAUUGGUGUGCUGGAUAUCCCUUCACUGGUAGCCUGGUAACAUACACUCCCAGGUCUUUCUCUGCCUCUGUGAUGGAUAGUGGAGUGUUUCCCAUGUGGUAUUGGUGUGCUGGAUAUCCCUUCACUGGUAGCCUGGUAACAUACACUCCCAGGUCUUUCUCUGCCUCUGUGGUGGAUAGUGGAGGGUUUCCUUUGUGGUAUUGGUGUGCUGGAUAUCCCUUCAGUGGUAGCCUGGUAAUAUACACUCCCAGGUCCAUCUCUGUGUCUGUGGUGGAUAGUGGAGUGUUUCCCAUGUGGUAUUGGUGUGCUGGAUAUCCCUUCACUGGUAGCCUGGUAACAUACACUCCCAGGUCUUUCUCUGCCUCUGUGGUGGAUAGUGGAGUGUUUCCCAUGUGGUAUUGGUGUGCUGGAUAUCCCUUCACUGGUAGCCUGGUAACAUACACUCCCAGGUCUUUCUCUGCCUCUGUGGUGGAUAGUGGAGUGUUUCCCAUGUGGUAUUGGUGUGCUGGAUAUCCCUUCACUGGUAGCCUGGUAACAUACACUCCCAGGUCCAUCUCUGUCUCUGUGGUGGAUAGUGGAGUGUUUCCCAUGUGGUAUUGGUGUGCUGGAUAUCCCAUCACUGGUAGCCUGGUAACAUACACUCCCAGGUCUUUCUCUGUCUCUGUGGUGGAUAGUGGAGUGUUUCCCAUGUGGUAUUGGUGUGCUGGAUAUCCCUUCACUGGUAGCCUGGUAACAUACACUCCCAGGUCUCUCUCUGCCUCUGUGGUGGAUAGUGGAGUGUUUCCCAUGUGGUAUUGGUGUGCUGGAUAUCCCCUCCCAAGGUGCAGGACUUUACAUUUUUCUUCACCAAACUGUAGCAGCCACUUUUUGUUCCAUUCCUGUAGCUUGGUGAUAUCUUCUUGUAGGAACUCCCCAGUCACUUAAUACUUCACAUCUAAAUCCCUUAAAACUUACCGUAUAAAUCCUAACAUCUUUUACGAAGGUCUUUUUGAACACGUGUAAUGAGUUGCUAAAAUGUUUGAGAAUACACGGCUUUUUAUUGCUGUAUUUUGUAUGUUUGUAACUCGUCAGGAUUCACGUAUCACUUGCUGUCAUGUUGAAGGAGUAGUAUUAAGGAAGUGUAUUUUUCUCGCAUUGCAUUCACUGAUACGAACUCACCCCUCAUAGGAGCAAUUCCGAUUCUUCAUGAUUUUUCUUCCUUCUUUGAUUCCACAACUUUCUUUUAUUUCCUUUCUUUUUGACAGAUGAAUCCCUUUCCUUCUUUCCUCCUUCACUUCUACUACGAUAAUCUUCCUUCCUUCCUUCCUUCAUUCCACAACUUUCUUUUAUUUUCUUUCUUACUGAAGGAUGAAUUCUCUAAUCCUUUUCUUCCUUUCCUCCUUCAAUUCUACUACGAUUAUCUUCCUUCCUUCCUUCGUAUCUUUUCCCUCAUUUUGUCCUUCCAUUUUCCUUCACUGUUUUACUAUAUGUCAAUGGUAGUUUUGGGUUCGUUUUUCUUAAUUUUUUUCUUCCUCAUUAUCUUCUUGUUUUUCUACCUUUUCUUCUUCAGUUUAUUAUCAUCAUUAUUAUUAUAUAUAUUUUGACUUGUACAUAACAUUCGGCAUUUACAGACACAAUUAUUUUCAUAUUAUUCUUCGUUUCCCUAACUUUUUUUUUACAUCAAAGGACACGGCCCAAGGGCAACAAAUAGGGUACAAAAAAAAAAAGCCCGCUACUCGCCACUCCCAUCCAUAACACACACUCUAUCAUUACUUUCUGAUUUAUAUUUUCUUUCUGUGCGAUAUUUUUUCCCUUCAUCACCUAUGGUUUAAAUUAUUUUCCCCGGUCAUCAGAGCUCAUCGCAUAAGCUGUGGCCUUACCAUGAAUGAAUGAAUGGGUGAGGAAGCGAGUGAAUGAACAAGUAUUGAAUAAGUUUGUAUCCAUUAAUUAAAUCAUCACUAUCAUUAUCACACAAUGAGUAUAUAAUGAGUGUUUCCUUCAAUUUAUAUCAUUAUCACACACAAUGAGUAUAUACAAUGAGUGUUUCCUUCAAUCUUCAUCAUUAUCGCAGUCAUUCUCACCCAGGAUCACCAUCAGUCUUAUUUAACAACGGUGAAAGUGACUCAGAAUCAGGCAGGCUUCAGUUAGUGGUGAUCUGUGUGUGUGUGUGUGUGUGUUUGUGUGUUUGUGUGUGUGUGUUUUAAGGUGUAUUUGUAUAUAUUUUGCUUGAUAUGAAUAUUUCCCGGGGACUUUGUGGAGGCUAUGAUUAUGUUUCGUCUAUGUAAAUACACGUGUAAAUAUACUGACCUGGAUA
Messenger RNA from Eriocheir sinensis (Chinese mitten crab), 3798 nucleotides. RefSeq lists its product as uncharacterized. The transcript has 5 exons. NCBI's taxonomy places the organism in Eukaryota, Metazoa, Arthropoda, Malacostraca, Decapoda, Varunidae. The coding region runs from base 708 to 2429 and encodes 573 amino acids. The record is from RefSeq and is a predicted model, not a curated record.